CGCCACAUCAGAUUUCACUACGAGCUUUUUUUUUAGCGCAGGAGGCGUUUGGGAAUCUGUAAAUCACGUGAGAGUGACCGUUCACACCGGUUGACAGAUGAUGCAAUCCCAUAAGACAUUGCGUGGAGCCGAUCGCUAUGAUGCAACCUGCGAUAUGAACACAGAAGAGUGGAGUUUGAGAAGACAAAUGUGGAGGUUUAAAGUGUUUUCAGUCAUUUCUUCUAAAGCAGGGAACUUAAUCACUCGCACGUCCGGGGGCCUCGUGGUGACGUGACGCCAAAUGUCUUGCAGCAAGCCGUGAAAACGUGCGCGUCGUCCAGCGUGGGACCUUCAAAUCCCCCAGAGAGGAGCGAUGCGAGGGGGGACGUGUCUGCGGCCAUGUCAGCUCCCAUUCAGAGCUCUGCGCUAUUAUUGUCCCAGGAAACGGGUCAUUGCAGCGGGACAUCUCCUGGACUGGGCCCCGGUGCCGCGCGCAAAGGCAGGGAGAGGGGAUCACAUGGCACAGAGUCACAGGAGUGAACCGUGACCCUCGUUUAUAGUAAUUUGUAAAGGUUGGAACUCAUCACAACUCUGACGUGCACGGAUUGUUCCAAGAGCCGCCUGUCCGCGCGCUCAGCGUGGCCACGCACGCUCUCUGUGCCGAAGCGUGGGCGUGCGUAAUUUUCGCUCAUUAUUAGUUUCCCCCCCUAAAGUUGUGUAAGAAGUUCUGGGGGAGGGCAGUCAAUGAAAAGAACAAACACAACAGAAACACACUCAUGAAUGGACAACGUUGUUUUCAAAUGAGAUGAGCUGGUUUGUGUCAGAGCAGAAAACAAAUCGAUUCAAUCAGCUCCACAGUGACUCAGGGAGAAAUGAUUCUUUAUUGAACUCAUGAAAACAAACUGUGUGUGUGUGUGUGUGUGUGUAAUGUUCAGAUGUGGGGGUGCAGCCUGGUGUCGCACCCGGGUGAGAAGGGGGGGGUCCUCGGUUGCAACAUCAAACACCGGUGUCGUCAUUUGCCAGCGAUACGUGCAGGACACUGCCUGUUCCAAAAUCAAUAUUGACGUGGUUGUUGUAUUCAAAUGAACUGGAUGACCGGACACAGGCGGGCCAAUCACAGCCCAUCGUAUCAUUACACCUUCUUUUCAGAAAUCAUUCAUAACGCCGAUGCGUCAAACACUCACAGAGGAGCCGGCUAUAAAUACGGCUGCGCGCAAGGCACAGUUAGACAUUUUCCCAAAAUCAAACGAAAGACACAACUGAGCAAGAACCGUGGGAAUCCGGCUUUUUCUCAUUCUUUGAAUAUUCUCUCCAUCUUGCUCCACAUUUUUAUUUUCUAUAUUUAGUAUCCAGCUCACUAUGUUGGCCACGGGUGGAUUACAUUUGCAGCACGUCGUGGUGGCGGCGCUGUGCUCCGUGCUGGCCACGGGGACGCUGGGGUCCCCGGUGCUGGGGCCAGAGCCGAUCCGAUGCGCCCCGUGCACUCCGGAGAAGCUGAGCCAGUGUCCGGCGGUGGCGCCCGGAUGCACCGAGGUGCUGCGGGAGCCCGGCUGCGGAUGCUGCCUCGCCUGCGCCCUGAAGGCUGCGGACCUGUGCGGGAUCUACACGGCGCCGUGCGGCUCCGGACUGAGGUGCACCCCGAGACCCGGCGACCCGCGGCCGCUGCACUCCCUCACCCGGGGACAAGCCGUGUGCACGGAGAGCACGGAGCCCCGGACGACCCCCGAGCCCCAGACUCAAGAUCAGACAGAGCCAGAGGCGGAGAUGGAGAACACAGCCAUGGUCUCGGACCCCGGCUCCAGCCUCUACCUCCCCGGCCACAGUAAGCCCUACGACCCGAGGGUUGCAACUGACGCGCAGGAGAGCAUGAAAGCCAAACUCGUCGCCAUCCGCAGGAAACUGGUGGAGCAGCAAGGGCCCUGUCACCUGGAGCUGCAGAGGGCCCUGGACAAGAUUGCCAAGUCCCAGCAGAAACUAGGAGACAAGUUAACCAGGUUCUACAUCCCGAACUGUGAGAAGCGCGGCCUCUACAAACCCAAACAGUGUGAAUCAUCCCUGGACGGACAGAGGGGUCGAUGCUGGUGUGUGAACUCCUGGAACGGCAAGAAGAUUUUAGGUUCGACCGAUCUGUCCGCAGAAGCAGAGUGUCCCUGAACGGGGUCGACCACUGAUGCAUCACAAGAGAGGAAGAAGAAGAAGAAGAAGAAGAAGCCACUGAUUAUUUCCCUUUUUGAUAUUUGUUUAUUUAUUGAUCUUGUCCAUGGUGGUGUUUAAUUCAGGUACACUGUCAUUGCGGGGCUGUGCGUCCCCCCCCCCCUACCCCCCCACCCUCAAACACCCGUCCCAAAGAGAAAAAAAAAUCUAUUUUUGUUUUUCUGAAAAGGAGAUUUUAAUAUUUGCAUUUACUCUUCAGCCUUAUUUAUUUCGACGUUACUACAUUUUAUUUGUUAUUUGUAAUUAUUUCGUGAGUAUUUAUAUAAUUGCUUUGUUAUUAUUAUUAUAUUAUUAUUAUUAUUAUUUUUGUGAGUGUAUAUAAAGUACAUAUAUGUAUCUUGGCCCUGAGUAUCUCCACUGCUGAGUUGAGCUCGCUCUACCCUUAAGGAGUUUUCUGGAGGUUUGGUUUGAGACGAACCAAGAACAAAAGCACUGAGUGACCAAAUGUCAUUUAGAAGUUAUUCUAAAUGACUUUUCUUUUUUUUUUUGCAUUGAUGCCAUUUUUAUGUUAUUUUAUUUUCCACUGUCACACAUGAUCAGCUAUUGUCAGUGAAUGCAUAACUCUAACACGGUCUCAGAAGACAUUUCCCAUGGUUCCAUGGGGCUGCAGAUAGCAUGACAGGAGGUGCCUCCCUGCACUGCCUCUCAGACGGGUAUUUCUUACAUUUACCUACCUCCGAUAUUUAUGUGUCUGCUGUCACUUGUGUUGACGUGUCUGUCGACAAAAGACGUGUCAUUUUACUUUAUGCGUUGUUGUUCUCUCUGACCAAGAACACAUGACCACAAAGAGCGCGUCCCGCUGUGGCGUGCUCCGCUCUGUCUACAUGCUGCUGUUGGAGAGAGAAUUGUUGUUGAUGUGAGUCGACUCCAAAGUGACUAACUGCUCACUCGUGUGUAUGUACACUUUUGUAAUUGAGAUGUAAUGUAAGAGAAAAAAAAA
Messenger RNA from Paralichthys olivaceus (Japanese flounder), 3133 nucleotides. It is a transcript of the gene igfbp1a, whose product is annotated as insulin-like growth factor binding protein 1a. Gene Ontology annotation, molecular function: insulin-like growth factor II binding; insulin-like growth factor I binding. Gene Ontology annotation, cellular component: extracellular region. Gene Ontology annotation, biological process: regulation of insulin-like growth factor receptor signaling pathway. NCBI's taxonomy places the organism in Eukaryota, Metazoa, Chordata, Actinopteri, Pleuronectiformes, Paralichthyidae. The record is from RefSeq and is a predicted model, not a curated record.